AAAUUUAUAUUGGAACCAACUUUCAGAGAGGUUUGAACCUCGAGUUGCAGAGGAGGCUAUUAGUCUUUUACCACCAGGCUGACCCACGAUGGUCAUUCAAAUGCUUUUUAUGACUACAAAAACUAAAGCUAAAACAUCAUAUCAUUGUAGUCGAUGUGUUCACCAGCCACUUCUUGUUAUUUGAAAGAUGGAAAGAAUAGCCCUUUCUUGGUGCAAGCUUUUAACAUGGAGAUGGGACUCAUCAAAACCAAACCAUUUUCAGAGUCGGUAGCUUUACUCUUUGAUUAACGUGGCACAUUAGCAACCUAACCAACUUGCUGGAAAUAUGCAUGGAAAGGAGAAAGAAUCCGAGUGUGGAAAAGAAAAAGAAAAAGUGGUGUCAUUUUCUGUGCAAACUCUCUGUGAAAAUAUCAUUUUCCAUGACAAAAAGAAGAAGGAAAAAGGAAAAAGAAGAAAGAAAAGAAGCCUUCUUAUAUCUGCUAGAAGGCCAACAAUUAUCAAAACUAUUUUUAGUACUUUCUGGAGAGGCAUGGGUUGCUUAUUUAGAAUCCUCCCAUCAUGGGGGCCAUCUGUUUGACAAAAUUCCAGACUGAACUGUAGUCAGAUUCUUGUCAUUUGUCAAUUAUAUAACUGCUGUCACAUUAUGUGUUGUUACAACACAUUCAUGGUUUGCUUUCCAGAAAGGUGUGAAACUGUUCUCCUAAUCGGGAUUAUCCAAAAGUAAUACACCUAAGACUUCCCUAGUAGAGUAUCGAUGAAGGAUUAGGUCGUCACAGUUCUAGCUGUUGAUAUUAGAAUAGGGAUUAUUUCUUUUUCUUGAUAAUCCCAGCCUGCAUCUGAACAAUAAUGUCAUCAAGGCCCAGAAGAGGAUGUUUCAAAGUUCUUCCCGAGAAGAUUUUGUCUGAUAAUGUUUUAACUCUUCCAACCAUCCAAAGCAAUGUUCUUAUCCCUCAGUGUGAACAUGUAAAGUAAGAAUUUGUUUCCUCAAACACCCUGCCGUUGACGAAAUCUUAAGCCCGCACAUGUUAUUGGCUAUGGAUGAAAUUCAUGGGCCCUACUGCUGCUUUGUUCAAGCAAUUAUUAUAUAGCAUUAUUCUGAUUUCUUGUGUAUUUUCUUCUAAUAUAUAUGCAGGAAGGUGGUGGAACCAAAGAAAAAAAACAUAAACACGAUGGCUAACGUUCUAACUGUUUCAAUUGUGGUAGUUUUUUUCUGUCUCUGUGCAUGUGAGGCAAGGAAAUUACCAUUCUUGGCUGCUGCUGAUGGAAUCUGCAAAUCAGUGGUGGAGACACAAGGCUAUCCUUGUGAAGAACACAAAGUGGAGACGAAAGAUGGUUAUAUUCUUAGCAUGCAAAGGAUUCCAGCAACAAGGUCUGGUGAUAAACCCAACAAUGGACCUGUUCUUUUACAACAUGGGCUCUUUAUAGAUGCUGCAUCAUGGCUGUUGAACUCACCGGAACAAUCUUUGGCAUUCAUCUUGGCUGAUAGCGGGUUUGAUGUUUGGCUUGCCAACACACGUGGCACUAAAUAUAGCCGUGGACACACAUCACUUGGUCCAAAUGAUCCGGCUUACUGGGAUUGGUCAUGGGACGAAUUAGCUGCAUAUGAAUUACCUGCUUUAUUCCAGUAUGUUCAUGACCAUACAGGGCAGAAACUACGCUAUGUUGGGCACUCCUUGGGAACUUUGAUGGCUCUUGCUGUUUUUUCACAACACAAGUUAUUGAAUAUGUUGAAAUCUGCUGCCUUGCUCAGCCCGAUUGCUUACCUGGGUCAGAUGCCUGCACAACUUGCAAAAGCUGCAGCUAAAUCUUUCCUAGCAGAAGGCUUGUAUUGGUUGGGCCUCCAUGAAUUUGUUCCAGGAGGAGGGGCUGUUGCUCAACUUGUGGAAGAUAUCUGCAACAGAACACACAGUAACUGUUCCAACUUGAUGGCUGCUUUUACAGGUAAUAGUUGCUGUGUCAAUUCUUCCAAGAUAGAUGCUCUUCUUGAGCAUGAACCACAGCCAACAGCAACAAAGAACAUAAUCCAUAUAUCACAGAUGAUUCGAAGAGGGACCAUAGCAAUGUAUGACUAUGGCAGCCAGGCAGAGAACAACAAACACUAUGGGCAGGCCUCUCCUCCUGUGUACGAUAUGGCGAGCAUCCCAAAUGAUGUUCCUCUUUUCCUCGGCUAUGGAGGGCAGGACAUGCUUUCUGAUGUGAAGGAUGUGCAGACACUGUUGAACUCUUUCAAAGAUCACGAUGCUGAUAAGCUUGUGCUACUCUACAGGAAGGAGUAUGCACACGCCGAUUUUGUUUUAGGUGUAAAUGCGAAUGAAGUUGUCUAUGACCCUCUCAUGGCCUUCUUCAAGGUCCACUGAUAGUGUCUUAAAACAUAAAAUGUAUUGCUGGUUUACUCUUUAUAAUUUAUAAGCAGAAAAUUUUAACACUAGCUUGUGGAAUUUGACAAUAGAUAAG
Messenger RNA from Diospyros lotus (date-plum), 2454 nucleotides. RefSeq names its product triacylglycerol lipase 2-like. The coding region runs from base 1170 to 2357 and encodes 395 amino acids. The record is from RefSeq and is a predicted model, not a curated record. Gene Ontology annotation, biological process: lipid metabolic process. Lineage: Eukaryota; Viridiplantae; Streptophyta; Magnoliopsida; Ericales; Ebenaceae. Gene Ontology annotation, molecular function: hydrolase activity, acting on ester bonds. The transcript has 9 exons.